This is a messenger RNA of Octodon degus (degu), 1704 nucleotides long. RefSeq names its product ribonucleic acid export 1 (gene Rae1). The record is from RefSeq and is a predicted model, not a curated record. Gene Ontology annotation, molecular function: ubiquitin binding; RNA binding. Bases 264 to 1370 code for a protein of 368 amino acids. The transcript has 13 exons. NCBI's taxonomy places the organism in Eukaryota, Metazoa, Chordata, Mammalia, Rodentia, Octodontidae. Gene Ontology annotation, cellular component: nuclear pore. Gene Ontology annotation, biological process: RNA export from nucleus; transcription-dependent tethering of RNA polymerase II gene DNA at nuclear periphery.
AGGGUUCCGCGCUAAUUGGGCAGUUUCUGUUACUGGUUUGAGGAGACCCCCAGGGGUUUGGGGUUCCCGCACGACUGCCUCGCCCUUUUAUUUCACCUUCCUUUCUGCUGACCGCCGCUGCCUGUCAGCCGCGGCGCGACCCUCAGUGAACACUGUGUAUCACCUGCGAUUGGGAUCUUUUUGGAGUGACUGAGGUGGACUUCUGGGUGAAGGAGUUGCUAACAGGGACAGAAUUCAAAGUGUGACAUCAGUGUAUAGCUAAAAUGAGUCUGUUUGGAACAACCUCCGGUUUUGGAACUGGUAGCACCAGCAUGUUCGGCAGCACUACCACAGAUAAUCACAACCCUAUGAAGGAUAUCGAGGUCACAUCUUCCCCUGAUGACAGCAUCGGGUGCCUGUCAUUCAGCCCACCAACCUUGCCCGGGAACUUUCUUAUCGCAGGAUCCUGGGCUAAUGAUGUUCGCUGCUGGGAGGUUCAGGACAACGGGCAGACCAUUCCGAAAGCGCAGCAGAUGCACACCGGGCCGGUCCUCGAUGUCUGCUGGAGUGAUGACGGAAGCAAAGUAUUUACAGCGUCGUGUGACAAAACUGCCAAAAUGUGGGACCUCAACAGUAACCAAGCCAUACAGAUCGCGCAGCAUGAUGCUCCUGUUAAAACUAUACAUUGGAUCAAAGCUCCAAGCUACAGCUGCGUGAUGACCGGCAGCUGGGAUAAGACUUUGAAGUUUUGGGAUACUCGGUCAUCAAAUCCCAUGAUGGUCUUACAGCUCCCUGAAAGGUGUUACUGUGCUGACGUGAUAUAUCCAAUGGCUGUAGUGGCAACCGCAGAGAGGGGCCUGAUUGUCUACCAGCUGGAAAACCAGCCUUCUGAGUUCCGGAGGAUUGAGUCUCCACUGAAGCACCAGCAUCGAUGUGUGGCUAUUUUUAAAGACAAACAGAACAAGCCGACGGGUUUUGCCCUGGGGAGUAUUGAGGGAAGAGUUGCUAUUCACUACAUCAACCCCCCAAAUCCUGCCAAAGAUAACUUCACCUUUAAAUGCCAUCGGUCCAAUGGAACCAACACUUCGGCUCCUCAGGACAUCUAUGCGGUGAACGGAAUCUCAUUCCACCCUGUUCACGGCACCCUUGCGACGGUGGGAUCGGAUGGUAGGUUCAGCUUCUGGGACAAAGAUGCCCGGACAAAACUCAAAACUUCGGAACAGCUAGACCAGCCGAUAUCAGCAUGCUGCUUCAAUCACAAUGGCAACAUAUUUGCCUAUGCGUCAAGUUAUGACUGGUCCAAGGGACAUGAAUUUUAUAAUCCUCAGAAGAAAAAUUACAUUUUCUUGCGUAAUGCAGCUGAAGAGCUAAAGCCCAGGAAUAAGAAGUAGUGGCCUGAGACCUGGGGGGUAUCUGGAAUUGCGACUCCACGAUUCCUCAUCUCUACAGAUUUGGCCCAAGGCGUUGGUGGCUGUCAGCCACAGAGGGGAGCAAGUGGUGGUGUCACUGUUCAGCAGUCCGCUGGCUGUCCCUGGCCACUUGUCGUCUCCAUUCCACUACCUGCUGUGGUUUUCCUGCAGCUCCAAGGGGACUGAAAUGACCACCGACGGUAGAUUCUGGUGGGCAGUUCAGGAACCAGGCAGGGCCUCCUUGUCAGCUUCCGUGGGAGGAUUGGAACUGUGUGGGCCCUCUGCUGCGUUUUGUAAUAAAGUAUUUUGAAGACUG